AUGUCAAUUGACAUUGCAAUUUGCAAAAUAUAUCACACAAUUAAAAAAUAUCGUCGUUAUUUUUAUAAUGAGGCUUAGAAAUGAUUGCAUAUUUAGCCAAGAUUAUAAAUCUUUUUGUUUCGUUAAUUCAAAACAUUAUACUUUUCGCAUCUUCAAUUGGACAAGUGAUAGUGGUUUUAAUAACAAUAGUUAUCUCAUUUUUAUGCAAUAUAGUGAGAAACAUAUUAAUAUUUUUUCAAAUCGUUUAUGAAGACAAUAUUAUUAUAUUCACUGAUGACCUGCCCAACUUGGCCAGUAACUUAAACGAGGCGAUAUAUUACCAAUGGUCUAAUUUACAGAAUAUAUUGUCAACAUUCAGCAAUGAAACAACAUUUAAAGUCAAUAUGAUAAUAAGCAAUAUUAAAAUGACUCUUUCCAGUACGAUAUUCAUCAUUGGCGAAGUGCUCCACAUUCUAAAGUGUAGUGUGGUUUUCUGUGGUGAUACCUUAUGGCUUGUGCUUACAUUUGUGCCUGUGCAAUUGCCUUAUUUGAUAAAAAUAUUUUUUAAAUAUUUAAAAGAUACAAUCGUGAACAAUGUUAUUGAUGGGUAUUUGGCUUUGUUGAAAAUUACAAACUUUUUGUCAGAUGUACCUCUGCAAUCAUUUAUGGGAAUAGUUACUGCCAUGAUAAUUGUACGAUUGUGCAUACAUUUUAGAGAAGUCAUACAUUCACAGAUUUUAAGUUUUUAUUGGACUCUAAUAAGAAAAGUUACAUAUAUAUAUUAUGUCCUUUAUAAUUAUUGUACAAACUCAGAAGUAAGAAUAAUAACUCAAAUGGUUGAUGGUGGACAGCCAGUUGUUUCAAGAAAUUCAGAUGUACAUUUAUUGAAUGAUAAUGACGAGGAUCCGGCAAAUUCUACAGAUGCUUUGUGUGUUAUCUGUCAGGAGAGACAGAAAUGUGUGUUGACUUUGCCAUGCCGUCAUGUUUGCCUUUGUACUGAAUGUUGCAUGCGCCUAUAUGGAUACCAACGUACAUGUCCUAUUUGCAGAACUUUUAUUUACCACUCUGUCACUGUGUACUUGUGAUAUAUGUCAUAUAAACGCAUUCCUCCAUAAUUUAAUUAUACUUCUAGUUUAUCUGGCAGUUGGUAUUGGCUAUAAGAAUAUGUUAUAUUUUUAAAUAAUUAAACUAUUAUGAAAUAA
This is a messenger RNA of Vanessa tameamea, 1181 nucleotides long. RefSeq lists its product as uncharacterized. NCBI's taxonomy places the organism in Eukaryota, Metazoa, Arthropoda, Insecta, Lepidoptera, Nymphalidae. Gene Ontology annotation, biological process: protein ubiquitination; ubiquitin-dependent protein catabolic process. The transcript has a single exon. The coding region runs from base 81 to 1064 and encodes 327 amino acids. The record is from RefSeq and is a predicted model, not a curated record. Gene Ontology annotation, molecular function: ubiquitin protein ligase activity.